Molecule: messenger RNA, 848 nt
Organism: Rhinolophus ferrumequinum (greater horseshoe bat)
Lineage: Eukaryota; Metazoa; Chordata; Mammalia; Chiroptera; Rhinolophidae
Gene: DHFR
Product: dihydrofolate reductase
Exons: 7
Coding region: 97-660 (187 amino acids)
Biological process (GO): tetrahydrofolate biosynthetic process; glycine biosynthetic process; folic acid metabolic process
Cellular component (GO): mitochondrion
Molecular function (GO): dihydrofolate reductase activity; NADP binding
Source: RefSeq, a predicted model, not a curated record
UGGGACCGAGGAGGCGGGGUGGCCACAAUUUCGCGCCAAGUUUAGCUGGGAGUUCUGGUGUCGCGAGCGAGCUCAGGGGGUUUUACUGCCGCCCUCAUGGUUCGUCUGCUAAACUGCAUCGCUGCUGUGUCCCAGAACAUGGGGAUCGGCAAGAACGGAGACUUGCCCUGGCCCCCGCUCAGGAAUGAAUUCAAGCAUUUCCAAAGAAUGACCACAACCUCUUCAGCAGAAGGUAAGCAGAAUUUGGUGAUUAUGGGUAGGAAGACCUGGUUCUCCAUUCCUGAGAAGAAUCGACCUUUAAAGAACAGGAUUAAUUUAGUUCUCAGUAAAGAACUCAAGGAACCUCCACAAGGAGCUCACUUUCUUGCCAAAAGUCUGGGUGAUGCCUUAAAACUUAUUGAGCAACCAGAAUUAACAAAUAAAGUGGACAUGAUUUGGAUAGUGGGAGGCAGUGCUGUUUAUAAGGAAGCCAUGAACAAGCCAGGCCAUGUUAGACUAUUUGUGACAAGGAUCAUGCAAGAAUUUGAAAGUGACGCAUUUUUUCCAGAAAUUGAUUUGGAGAAAUAUAAACUUCUCCCAGAAUACCCGGGUAUUCCUUCUGAUGUCCAGGAGGAGAAAGGCAUUAAGUACAAAUUUGAAGUAUAUGAAAAAAAAGAAUGAUUAACAUAAAGGUGUUUUCUGCUUUAUUUCAGCUACCAAUUUUGAGAUACUUGGAAGGAGAAAAGGAGUAAAAGGAAAAGAAACAAAACAACGGAAUCAUGCCUUCAAAAUUCUGAGAAGAAAGUUAUUUUCAACUGAUAAAUGUAUACUCAACCAAUAAUCAAGGACAAUUGAGAUCGGGGGAGAGG